Molecule: messenger RNA, 2153 nt
Organism: Anneissia japonica
Lineage: Eukaryota; Metazoa; Echinodermata; Crinoidea; Comatulida; Comatulidae
Product: plasma kallikrein-like
Exons: 7
Coding region: 143-1243 (366 amino acids)
Biological process (GO): proteolysis
Molecular function (GO): serine-type endopeptidase activity
Source: RefSeq, a predicted model, not a curated record
AUAACUUCAGGCGCUUGAACAUUUGUGAAACAAAGUUUAAUGAUAACUGAUUUCCUUAGUGGUCUAGUAGCAACCGAUUUUAACAAAGAGCGCUCAUUGAUUACUGUUCUGUAGUCGAGGCAUCUAUAAUUACAGAUUGAAGAUGAGAUUACUUUUGGUUGUAUUCACUUUUCAUUUACUGAGAACAUGUGAAUCCGUUAAACGUUGUUCGAUGCCAGAGAGACCAGAAAAUGGCAACUUCUAUUUUACUACCAGAAGAGAGAAUAAAAUUGGCGGUUUUGUCAAAUUCACCUGUGAUCCCGGCUACGAUUUGAAUGGACAAAAAAAAAUUAAGUGCCUUAAAUCAACAAAAAAUUGGGCAACCAAGUUUCCUACAUGCGAAAUUGAAGAUUUUUCUCAGUGUGGAAUUAGCGGUGGAAUUGGCGGAAGCAACUUACAACGAUCAAGAAGAGUGGUUGGCGGUGCUGACGCCAGACCCGGGGCUUGGCCGUGGCAGGUUGCUUUCUAUGACAAUGCACAAAAUUUCUUCUGUGGCGGAAGCUUAAUUUCUAAUGAGUGGAUUUUAACAGCCGCGAAUUGCUUCGACCAAGACCCAGGACCUAUGAGUGUAAGGGGGAAAGAUUGGAAAACAACGACGCCAUAUAUGGGAUUGACAAACCGAGCAACCGAUAGAAAAUCGUCAAAUACUUCCAGAAUUAUAGACUUCAUAAUGCACCCACUUUACAACACUAAAGAAUCCCCCAUAUUUGACUAUGACGUUGCCUUGGCUAAGAUAGAACCGAUUAAACUUCAUCCACAAGUAAGAACCGUAUGUUUGCCCGGUGUGACUGAUACAAAUCUACAAGAAGAGUACUCAUUAGAAUGGAAGCCCAACCAAAAAGAUUAUGUCACAGUGACAGGCUGGGGAAGAUUGGGGUUUAACAGGGAGAAGGCAGCUAAGCUUCAGCAAUUAGACCUUCCACUUGGAGUACAUGACAAAUGUAGAAAAUCGUUAGGCUUAGCUGGAGAUGAAUUUACCCAUCAAAUGUUCUGUGCUGGAGGAGAGGCGGGCAAGGAUUCAUGCGCAGGAGAUGCAGGAGGACCAGUGGUCCAAAAAAGAACAAACAAUGGUGAAGAAAGGUACGAAGUUGUAGGAAUAGUUAGUUGGGGAAAAGUAGAUUGUGGCCAGGAGGGCGAAUAUGGGUUUUAUACACACGUACCAAGGUUACUUGAUUGGAUUAAAAAUACGACUGGACUGGAAUAAACUAAUACGCACUGCAUGUUUAGGCCUACGUACCUAAUUAUAUUGCAUUAGGAUAUUGUAAAAGUUACAAGAACAGGACCAUACAGAUGAUUGAACCAUACAAAUGAUUGAACCAUAUUAAUACUGUAGUACUGUACUGCAUUAUCAUGCAAUAUGCCUAUCGUAUUUGAAACAGAGAAUUGCUUUAUUUAAAUUAAGCGAUAAGAGAAGCAAACUGGAUCUACAUUAAAAUUAGCGUAAUGAUUAGUAAUAAGGCUAAAUCUAAAGCGAAAAGACGCCGAAUAUAUUUCACUUAUAUGCCUAUUUUGACCGAUAGGAAAUCCUGAUUCGCAUACAAAAUACUUAACCAUAAUCCUCCAUGCAUAAAGCAUAAUGGAACUCUUUAAAUAAUAAUUAUUAUUUAUAAAUAUGGAAAAUGUGUCUUAAAAUAUUCUGAUCGUUGUUUUCAUGACUUUUACAAAUAUUGCCUUUUAUGCGUGUUUGACGUUUGUGAAAACUGGAAUAAAUCCGUACUGCGAAUAUGGUAAAUGGCAAUUUAGGCCAAAUAAAAAAAAAAGACUGGUUUCUCGGGACCUAGCGCAUCUUGGUAAAAGUGAGAGAGUAAUAGAUGUUUCCCAUCGAUCAUCUUGGAUUUGCCAUCUCGGAGCAAUGAAAAAGUGUCCUCACUUUACAUAUUUCAAAAUAUUAUGACUAGAAACUACCUUUUUGUUUUACUUGGCCUUAUAUAACUUCAUGGAACAACUGAUCAGCAAAGAUGUAUCACUAGGAAAUUACUGAUUUCAUAUUGGAUGUAUUUUUUCUAUUGAAGUAUAUAGUAACCUUUAUAUGGCAUAUCUAAUUUGGUUAUUCACCCCAAAAUUAUCAAAAUCAUUCUUGAAUUAAUUCAUUUAGUUUAAAUAAAAGAGGAAAU